GAUUACUCCCAUUACUCUAUUAUUUCCUUCCCGAUCAAAUCAAACUAGCCAGCCCACUGUCAUUGACACACACCUUGGAUGAUCAUAGUAUUUCUCUUCAAAACUUGUGGCUGUGCAUGAGCUUAGCGGGAAUUUCUUAUUGACCAGGACCGUAUUUCUUAAGUUAUACGGGUGCUUCGAUACCAACUACUCAAAGAUUAUCAUGUCGCUUGGUACUGGUGUCGGUGAUAUACUAGCGUGUGCAAGUCUUGCUUAUAAGCUCUACCAGGACCUGUCCAAAGUACAUGGCUCCUCUAGAGAGUACCGGACUUUGUCUUCACGGCUUCUCACUGUCCAUAAAGUCCUCCUGCAAGUGGAACAACUCAGGGCGGCUAAUCAGUUGACUCAAUCGACCUUGAAUACCAUUCGCUUCUUGGCGAGCAGGAUGAGCGAGGUAAUUCACGAGUUUGUAAGCAGGUUGAAAGGCAUUCCUGCAUCUCAAGCUGGAGGGUCUGUAUUGGCCUUGAAGUAUACCUUCUCAACGGGUAAAUCAUCUUCAGAGAUGACAGAUGAGAGAUUAUCCAACAUCCUCCAUUCUAAUCUGUUGUCCCUGAGUAGCCUCUUACGGAUGGCUUGCUACUCCGACUCCGAUGAUGAUGCUUGGAAAAGUGCAAGUGUCACUCCAAGAUGGAUCCAUGAAAGGUCUGGGUUCCCGAAUGUUAGGCUAAGCGCAAUGAUCACGGGAUGGGAUACAUGUUGUGCAAGACCUAACUUCGAAAAGGUCUCUAGUCCUGAUGACUUCUUCCGACCUGGGCGGGUGUUUACCGUGGCCAUGCGAGGGAUAUUGACCGCUACAGAUGGAGACAUCGAUUGCACGCAUCUCCCUAGAAAAUGGAUCCCGUUAGACUCUAUUCCAGACCCGUAUGAACGCGAGAGUGAGCGACUUACCCGACAGAAGAAGAAUUAUGAGGAUAUUAUAAAGCUUCCCUUGCCAGCAAUGUUUCAAUAUGGCGACGUCCAAAAAAAUGGACAAGUCCAAUGUCACUUGUGUCCAGGUGACGUUCUAUUCCCAAAGGACUUCUGGGUUGACAGACACUUCAGAGUAUAUCACCAUGAGACAUUUGCAAAGCUGCACGAUGUAUCGGGUCUUGAGGAAAGAAAAGGUUAUAUAUGUCUAGAUGAUAUGAGCACCGAUCGCCCUAUUCUAUCCGAGUCAGAAAUCGAAGAACUGACUGCCAACGAAUACAACCUUCCCACCUGGAAUAUGGACCCCUGGGUAGGAGCCAUCACCAUCCGCCGUUUCGUGGUCGUCCAGCAGGGAAGAGGAUGUUCCGAUCAACCUGAUCAGGAGCUAUAUGCUAUACUCCACUCAUCGAAGGACAUUCCCAACCCAUUGCCAGAAGAAACAAGAAUGAGUAUCCAGCCUAUACGCCUGAAACUUGAGCAGCCAUCAACAGUACUGCCCAGCAGCGCUCGCAUUUACUUCGGCCGUGUCUAUGAGAUCAAGCAUGAUGUGGAACUGAAUAAUGUCGGUUUUGUCCUUGGCUCGUCCAUGGACAUACUGUCGUCGCAAUUCGAAUCCCAUCGUCCGAUAGAUACUCCGAAAGGUAUAGCAUCUUCGCCGGACAGGGAUCAAGCAGGUACUUCUGCAGGUGAUACGGUCACACAGACUGAUGUCAAGAUUGAGAAAUGAGUUGUGAUUGCAUUGGAUCGGUCUGUAAUAACUUUAAGCCUUUCGGUAUGUUUUCUAAGUGUUAACUAGAACUUGGC
Messenger RNA from Aspergillus vadensis CBS 113365, 1749 nucleotides. RefSeq lists its product as uncharacterized. The coding region runs from base 203 to 1672 and encodes 489 amino acids. Lineage: Eukaryota; Fungi; Ascomycota; Eurotiomycetes; Eurotiales; Aspergillaceae. The transcript is spliced from 5 exons. The record is from RefSeq and is a predicted model, not a curated record.